Messenger RNA from Pectinophora gossypiella (pink bollworm), 1299 nucleotides. RefSeq lists its product as uncharacterized. The record is from RefSeq and is a predicted model, not a curated record. Lineage: Eukaryota; Metazoa; Arthropoda; Insecta; Lepidoptera; Gelechiidae. The coding region runs from base 18 to 743 and encodes 241 amino acids. The transcript has 3 exons.
UUCUAUCAAAGUUCAAAAUGUUCGCUAAAGUGGUGCUUUUGGGGGCGGCACUGGCGGUAGCCCAGGCAGCUAUUGCGCGGGAGGAUUUGGGAGUGAAAUACCUGAUGAGGAUUUAUGAGGAUUGUUCGAGGACGGAUGGGGUGAUGCCGUGUCUGAAGAAGAAGGCGAUUUUGUUCUUUGAUAGAGCGGCUAGGAUGGAGAACAUACCCUUGGUUGAUGGGAUUGAGGUCGUGAAGACAUCGGAUCCGGAGAUAACUCCGAUCAGUGAGAACGAUAUCGAAGCGACGUUACCCAGGAACCUGAACGACAAAGAUCAGGCUUUAAGCAGCAUGCUGUGGGACAGGGUAGCAGCCUUCGCUAACUCCAGGACUAUCCAGCUGUCCUUGCCAAAGAUCACGGGACAGGAACUGAACCAGGGUGUGGAAGAAGGUCGAGGCAAGAUGAAGAAAAUGAUGGGGAUGAUGAUGAUGGGCGCGGCGAUGAAGAUGGCGGCAAUGAUCCCUCUCGCCAUCGCUGGCCUCUUCGUCUUAGCUGGGAAAGCUUUAAUAACAGCCAAGAUCGCCCUUCUUCUGGCCGGAAUCAUGGUCUUGAAGAAGAUCAUGUCCCAGAAGGGAGGUGGCGGCGGUGGUCACGAGAGCCACGGUUGGUCUUCUGGCGGCAGCAGCGGCGGAUGGGACAGACGGUCCUAUGAAGGCUACAACGACGUCUCAGACCUCGCAUACUCCGCCUACAAAAAACAAUAAACGAUCACAACGAAGAACUAUGUCUAUUUAAGUCAUCGAGUUCAAUCGAGUUACGAACUCAUGACCUGUCGAGUUCAAUCGAGUUCGUUGCGACUAGGGCCUUGUUGAGAAUGUUAAAUGUUUGAUUUUUAAAAUGGUUUUCUUGUUGUUUGUAGAUUUUGGUGGUAGUUUGAAAAUCAUAGGUCUCAGUCAUAGUGUGACUGAGUUUUUAUGUUUUUUUUUCUGAUUAAGUAUAUUCAUGUUCAUGUGUUUGAAUGGAUCUGAUAUUUUGUAUGAAUUUUGUUUUUCUUAACAGAGUGGCUAUGUCGAUAAUGAACUAAUCAGGGUCAGUUUUCGUAACAGCUUUAAUUAGACAAGGUUCUAAAACUUGACCGACUUCGCAACUCGCAAAGUUGUGUCAUUUCUAGUUUUUCCGAGACACAUGUUCCAUUUUAAUUUUUGUUUUAUUUUAUUUUAAUUUAUAUUUGUUUAAAAGCUGCCAGUGAUAAUUAUGUUUUUAGAUUUUUCAUUUUUUUCCCACCUUUUUGGAACGUUUGUCUCGUUUCUAUUAUAAUGU